This is a messenger RNA of Protobothrops mucrosquamatus (brown spotted pit viper), 3696 nucleotides long. RefSeq names its product calmodulin regulated spectrin associated protein 1 (gene CAMSAP1). Gene Ontology annotation, cellular component: microtubule minus-end. The record is from RefSeq and is a predicted model, not a curated record. Gene Ontology annotation, molecular function: microtubule minus-end binding; spectrin binding; calmodulin binding. The transcript has 12 exons. Gene Ontology annotation, biological process: neuron projection development; cytoplasmic microtubule organization; negative regulation of microtubule depolymerization. Lineage: Eukaryota; Metazoa; Chordata; Lepidosauria; Squamata; Viperidae. The annotation marks the transcript as partial.
AUGGUGGAUGUUGAUAUUGGUGCUGGUGGAGAUAACCCCAGAAGAAAAAUGGAUGCUCUUACAGAUAGUAGCGCCGAGAUUGUUCCGUUGGAACUCUAUGAUUCAUCCCGAGCCAAAAUAGCUGCUAAUCUACAGUGGAUCUGCGCGAAAGCUUAUGGAAUAGAUAACAUCCCGGAGGAAUUAAAAGAUCCCUUUUAUAUAGACCAGUAUGAGCAGGAGCACAUCAAACCGCCUGUCAUCAAGCUGUUGCUAUCCAGCGAGCUGUACUUCCGCGUCUGCAGUCUUAUUCUCAAAGGGGAUCAGGUGGCCGCGCUGCAGGGACACCACUCGGUCAUCCAGGCGCUCUCCCGGAAAGGGAUUUACGUCAUGGAGAGCGACGACACGCCCGUGUCCGAAUCCGAUCUCAGCUCUGCGCCGAUCAAAAUGAGUCCACACAUGGCAAUGAUUGAUGCUCUCAUGAUGGCCUACACGGUAGAGAUGAUCAGCAUUGAGAAAGUCGUGGCGAGCGUCAAGUGUUUUUCUACGUUCAGCGCCUCCAAGGACUUGCCCUACGAUCUGGAAGACGCGAUGAUAUUUUGGAUUAACAAGGUGAACCUAAAAAUGAGAGAGAUUACAGAAAAAGAGAUUAAAUUAAAACAGCAAUUACUGGAAAGCCCAGGUCAUCAAAAGUCUCCUUCCAAGUGGUAUUGGAAAUUAGUGCCUGUACGUUACCGCCGAGAUCAUCUCUCCAGCCGACAGCUGCCCUUUUUCCCGUUACUUGAAGACCUGAUGAAGGAUUGUAGCGAUGGGGCAGCUUUACUGGCUGUAAUCCAUUAUUAUUGCCCUGAGCAAAUGAAGCUUGAUGAGAUUUGCUUGAAAGAGGUCACCUCGAUCGCGGACAGCAUCUACAACAUCCAGCUGCUUCGAGAAUUUGCAAACGAGUACCUGAACAAAUGCUUUUACCUUACCUUGGAGGAUAUGCUGUAUGCCCCCUUAGUUCUAAAGCCCAAUGUAAUGGUGUUCAUUGCCGAGUUAUUCUGGUGGUUUGAGAACGUCAAGCCGGAUUUUGUGCGGCCCAGAGACCCCCAGGAAGUCAAAGAUGCUAAAACCAUGUUGCAUCAGAAAAGCAGUCGCCCUUCGGUGCCCAUUUCCAAUGCCACCAAGCGGAGUUUCAUGCCCAGCCCGGUGGUCUCCAGUUCCGCCGACCUGCAGCCUCCGAGUCAAGUCCCGCCGGAGACGUGCAACAGUGGCAAAGGAAGUCCUGCCUUCAGCACAUCGCACCCGUUGCUGCCUUUAAGGCAGAAGCAACAAAAGUCUGUACAGGGGGAAGACACUUCAGAUCAACGGCAUCGGUCUAAUUCCUUGACUCGGGCAGACGGGCAGCCUCGGGAUUCGAUUCUGGCGUGGCCAGAGAAGAAGCAAAGGCCUAUUUCACAACCCACACCGUUCGGUCUUCACCACGCGGCGAGCAGCGACGCAGACCCCAGCUCUGGCGAUAGCAUUAGCUUGGCCAGGUCCAUCAGCAAAGACAGCCUGGCCUCCAACAUUGUCAACAUCACCCCGAAACAGCAGCUCCCCUCUGCCCCCGUGAAAAGCAGCGGGAAAAGCUUGCUGAAUAACGUGGAGAUCGAGGACGACGAGGAAGAACUGAUCGCCAUCAUUCGGCCCGAGGCCACCCCAAACCACGGCAGCCUGGAACUUCAGUGCGGGCCGGCUCAAUCGCCUGGUUUUGCCGGCACCGCCUGGACUCAGAAAUCGCCGAGCGAGGCUUCGGAAAAUAAGCCAGAGAGCUUUUUCCUGGAACCGUUAAUGCCCGCCCUUCUACGGCCAGCCAAGGAGAAGCAGGUCAUCAAUAAGGAGGACGAAUGUGGAGAAGGGAAAACCAGAGGUUAUGUGACCAAGAGACUGAGUGAAGGGCACACGGGGUUGGCCCGUAAGAAAACCAACAGCAGUCACAGCGAUCACAGCCUUAACAGGACUUUCAGCGUGGCUUCCAGUUCUGAACUAACCGUGGUUGCGGGUCCCAGUUUGGCCGAGCCCCUGGUGCACUCCGACGUCAGGAUAGAGCCCUUUUGUCCCCAAGCAAGCAGCAGCGUGGAGCCCUCCUCUCAAGAGCGGCCUUUGGCGGGGUUCUUCCUGCACGCUGCCAAAGCAGAGGAGGCCGUGUCCGGCAGCACCCACCUUGGUUGUCCCCAAAGCCCCAAUUCCCACCUCGCGGAGACCUCGUGGACGAUGGUUCGGCAAGACUCCGACUCGUCCAUCCUAGAUAUGGAGGAGGCCGACCAAGACAUGGUGGCCGAGGACCACCCUCUGAUUGCCAAGUACAUAGGAGAGGAGGAAUCGGCCAAGCUUCAGGAAGACAUGAAGGUCAAGGAGCACGAAGAUAAAGAUGACGCCAGCGGGCGGUCCAGCCCGUGCCUGAGCACAAUUUCCCAGCUAAGCAGCGUCUCCAUGACAAGCGGGAGCGCCCGGAUGACCAGCUUUGCCGAGAGGAAGUUUCAAUGGCUGAACAGUUACGAAACCAAAUCCAGCACCAGUAGCUCUCAGAAAACCACCCCGGAUGGAUCCGAGUGUUGUCCGCCUCCGCUCACCUCCUGGAAACAGAGGAGGGAGCAGAGUCCCACCAGACAGAGCAAAGACAACGUGAAUGUCUUGGCCUCUGAGCUGGUCCAGCUGCACAUGCAGCUGGAGGAGAAGCGGAGAGCCAUCGAGGCUCAGAAGAAGAAGAUGGAGGCCCUCUCCGCCAGGCAGCGGCUAAAACUAGGCAAGGCGGCCUUCUUGCACGUGGUGAAGAAAGGCAAGGGGUCGGAGAUGUCUCCACCCCUGAAGCCGGAACACUUUGCCAAGGAGUUCUCCGGCCACAACGGGGAGGGCCUGGAGGAGGACGCCUUGAGUUCCAAAACGGAGGCGUUCCUUACGAAGGAGGAAGCGGGCGAAGACGAAAUUCCCAAGGGGAAGGUUCAGGAAACGGUUGGCUUUGUGGAGGAGAACGUUCCCAGAGAGCCGGCCAUCCACGAAAUCGAGAAAAGCAAAAUGAUCUCCGCCGCUCUCCUGGAAGAGAACCUGGAGUCGGCUGACUUCGGCGAAUGUGACCUCUCCAUCGAGAAGCUGAACGAAACCAUCAGCACCCUUCAGCAGGCCAUCCUGAAGAUCUCCCAGCAGCAAGAACUUCUCAUGAAGGCCCCAACCAUGUCCUCAACGCGAGGAGGAGGAGGAGGAGGAGGAGGAGGAGGAGGAGGAGGAGGCUCUCAGGACCAAAAGAUAAAAGCCCCCAUCCACUUUGUGGAGCCCCUCUCCCCUACUGGCACCAGUAAUCUCCGCAAGCCACCCAGGCUCGGUCAAGGCCGAAGUCCCCGUUCGGGAAGACCGUCUGAACUCAAAGUGGCCAAGGACCGUUCCCACACCACGCCUCGCAUCAAGACCCCAACGCCUAGCGUCGACACCUUGCCCCAUUUGAGACAAUUCCCAUGUAACCAUUCGCCCAAGCUGGAGACGGCUCUUGAAAACCACCUGGCUCCAACGAGCACUCCUCAGGAGAAGUUUUUCUUUGAGAAUUACCGGCUCUGCGACGAUAACCAGAGAGGGCCGUUGGUUUUGUCCUCUUCCAAAGACACCAACAUCCUCACGGAAGCCCUCAAAGAUGUGAACAGCAACGUGGAAGACUUUCACCUGGCUUGCUUCGAGGUCUCGGGCAAGGAGAACAUCCACAUGGAAGAA